AUGAAAUUCGCAAGCAAAAAAAAUAAUCAAAAGAAUUCAAAAAAUGACGAGCGUUAUAGAGAAUUAGAUAAUUUAGUACAAGAAGGAAAUGGCUCCCAAUUAGGUGCAGGUACUUGCCUUGGUAAAUGUGCUCAUGUGUUCAAACUUAUUUUUAAAGAGAUUAAGGAUAAUAUUUUUAUUUAUCUCUUAAGUAUUAUUUAUUUAAGUGUAUGUGUAAUGAAUAAAAUUUUUGCCAAAAGAACUUUAAACAAAAUUGGUAACUAUAGUUUUGUUACAUCCGAGACUCACAACUUUAUUUGUAUGAUUAUGUUUUUUAUUGUAUAUUCCUUAUUUGGAAAUAAGAAGGGAAAUUCAAAAGAACGACACCGAAGUUUUAAUUUGCAAUUUUUUGCUAUAUCCAUGUUAGACGCCUGUUCAGUCAUUUUGGCCUUCAUAGGUCUUACAAGAACUACUGGAAAUAUCCAAUCAUUUGUUCUUCAAUUAAGUAUUCCUAUUAAUAUGUUCUUCUGCUUUUUAAUAUUAAGAUAUAGAUAUCACUUAUACAACUAUCUUGGAGCAGUUAUUAUUGUUGUAACAAUAGCUCUUGUAGAAAUGAAAUUAUCUUUUGAAACUCAAGAAGAAAAUUCUAUCAUUUUUAAUCUUGUCUUAAUUAGUGCCUUAAUUCCUGUAUGUUUUUCAAACAUGACAAGGGAAAUAGUUUUCAAAAAAUAUAAGAUUGAUAUUUUAAGAUUAAACGCUAUGGUAUCCUUUUUCCAAUUGUUCACUUCCUGUCUUAUAUUACCUGUAUACACCCUUCCAUUUUUAAAACAACUUCAUUUACCAUAUAAUGAAAUAUGGACAAAUAUAAAAAAUGGUUUCGCAUGCUUAUUCUUGGGAAGAAACACAGUCGUAGAGAAUUGUGGUCUUGGUAUGGCCAAGUUAUGUGAUGAUUGUGAUGGAGCAUGGAAAACCUUCGCUUUGUUUUCCUUCUUUAAUAUUUGUGAUAAUUUAAUAACCAGCUAUAUUAUCGACAAAUUUUCUACCAUGACUUAUACUAUUGUCAGUUGUAUACAAGGUCCAGCAAUAGCAAUUGCUUAUUACUUUAAAUUCUUAGCCGGUGAUGUUGUAAGAGAACCAAGAUUAUUAGAUUUCGUAACUUUGUUUGGCUACCUAUUUGGUUCUAUAAUAUACCGUGUAGGAAAUAUUAUCUUAGAAAGAAAAAAAAUGAGAAAUGAAGAAAAUGAAGAAGAUUCCGAAGGAGAAUUGACCAACGUAGAUUCAAUUAUUACACAAUAA
This is a messenger RNA of Plasmodium adleri (nom. inval.), 1275 nucleotides long. RefSeq names its product chloroquine resistance transporter. The record is from RefSeq and is a predicted model, not a curated record. Bases 1 to 1275 code for a protein of 424 amino acids. Gene Ontology annotation, biological process: xenobiotic transport. Lineage: Eukaryota; Apicomplexa; Aconoidasida; Haemosporida; Plasmodiidae. Gene Ontology annotation, molecular function: xenobiotic transmembrane transporter activity. The transcript has 13 exons.